Molecule: messenger RNA, 5134 nt
Organism: Apis mellifera (honey bee)
Lineage: Eukaryota; Metazoa; Arthropoda; Insecta; Hymenoptera; Apidae
Gene: Sf3b3
Product: splicing factor 3B subunit 3
Exons: 13
Coding region: 228-3881 (1217 amino acids)
Biological process (GO): mRNA splicing, via spliceosome
Cellular component (GO): nucleus; U2 snRNP
Molecular function (GO): protein binding; U2 snRNA binding
Source: RefSeq, a predicted model, not a curated record
UCCGUUCCGCUUAUAUCAUAUAUUAUGGUAGAAACGAAUCUGAAAUGAGACAAAGUUGGUCGUUGAUUAUGGUUGUUGAUCUGAGACGAACUAAAUUAUCUGAAAGCAUCGUAUAUAAAGUUGAAAAAUAUUUUCAACUACAAGAAUGGAUGUAGAACUUUUGUACUAAUGAAAAGUAAUAAAUUUUUCCAUCUUGUGAUUAAUUGAAAAAAAAUAUACAUAAAAAAAUGUAUCUAUACAACUUGACUCUUCAGCGUGCUACAGGUAUUACCCAUGCAGUGCAUGGAAAUUUUUCUGGUAGUAAAAUGCAAGAGAUUUUAGUUUCACGUGGCAAAUCUUUAGAAUUAUUAAGACCAGAUCCAAAUACUGGUAAAGUUCAUACUCUUUUAACUGUUGAAGUAUUUGGAAUCAUAAGGUCUUUAAUGGCCUUUAGAUUAACUGGUGGUACAAAAGAUUACAUUGUUGUUGGAUCAGAUUCUGGACGCAUUGUAAUUUUAGAAUAUAUUCCUGCUAAAAAUGUUUUUGAGAAAGUACAUCAAGAAACAUUUGGAAAAAGUGGAUGUAGACGCAUUGUACCUGGGCAAUAUUUAGCUAUAGAUCCUAAAGGAAGAGCUGUAAUGAUAGGUGCCAUUGAGAAACAAAAACUUGUUUAUAUUUUAAAUAGAGAUCCAGAAGCUCGUCUUACAAUUUCUUCACCUUUGGAAGCACAUAAAAGUAAUACAUUAGUUUAUCAUACUGUGGGAGUGGAUGUAGGUUUUGAAAAUCCUAUGUUUGCUUGUUUAGAAAUUGAUUAUGAGGAAGCUGAUAGUGACCCUACAGGAGAUGCAGCAGUAAAGACGCAACAAACUUUAACUUUAUAUGAACUUGAUCUUGGUUUAAAUCAUGUUGUACGCAAAUAUAGUGAACCUUUGGAAGAACAUGCAAAUUUCCUUGUAUCUGUCCCAGGAGGAAAUGAUGGACCAAGUGGUGUUCUUAUUUGUUCUGAAAAUUAUCUAACAUAUAAAAAUUUAGGAGAUCAACAUGAUAUUCGUUGCCCAAUUCCAAGGAGACGUAAUGAUUUAGAUGAUCCUGAAAGGGGCAUGAUAUUCGUAUGUUCUGCUACUCAUAAAACUAAAAGCAUGUUUUUCUUUUUGGCUCAAACAGAACAAGGAGACAUUUUUAAGAUUACACUUGAAACAGAUGAAGAUAUGGUGACUGAAAUUAAAUUAAAAUAUUUUGAUACUGUACCUGUAGCAGCAAGCAUGUGCGUUUUAAAAACAGGUUUUUUAUUCGUAGCUUCGGAAUUUGGUAAUCAUUAUCUCUAUCAAAUUGCACAUUUAGGAGAUGAUGAUGAUGAACCAGAAUUUAGUUCUGCCAUGCCUCUUGAAGAAGGCGAUACGUUCUUUUUUGCACCAAGACCGCUUAGAAAUUUAGUACUAGUUGACGAAAUGGAUAGUUUAUCACCUAUAAUGGCGUGUCAGGUAGCUGAUUUAGCAAAUGAAGAUACUCCACAAUUAUAUAUAACUUGUGGUAGAGGACCACGAUCUACUUUGCGAGUAUUACGACAUGGUUUAGAAGUAUCUGAGAUGGCUGUUAGUGAACUACCUGGUAAUCCAAAUGCAGUGUGGACUGUUAAAAGAAGAGUCGAUGAGGAGUAUGAUGCUUACAUCAUAGUGUCCUUCGUGAAUGCUACUCUUGUACUUAGUAUUGGAGAAACUGUAGAAGAAGUGACUGAUUCGGGAUUUCUUGGUACUACGCCAACUCUAAGCUGUUCUGCUUUAGGUGAAGAUGCUUUGGUACAGGUAUAUCCUGACGGAAUACGUCAUAUUCGAGCAGAUAAACGUGUAAAUGAAUGGAAAGCACCUGGUAAAAAGACUAUAGUGAAAUGUGCAGUGAAUCAACGUCAAGUUGUAAUUGCACUCACCGGGGGAGAAUUGGUAUACUUUGAAAUGGAUCCCACUGGGCAAUUAAAUGAAUAUACGGAACGAAAAAAAAUGCCAUCAGAAGUAAUGUGUAUGGCUCUUGGUAAUGUAGCAAUUGGUGAACAAAGAUCAUGGUUCUUAGCAGUUGGUCUUCAAGACAAUACAGUAAGGAUCAUUUCUUUAGAUCCUUCAGAUUGUUUAGCACCUAGGAGUAUGCAAGCUUUACCUGCAGCUGCGGAAAGUUUAUGUAUUGUUGAAAUGGGUGCUAAAGAUGCAAAUAAUUCCGAAGAAUUAUCACUUCAGCAAUCCAGUCUUUAUUUAAAUAUAGGUUUACAAAACGGUGUCUUAUUAAGAACAGUACUAGAUCCAAUUUCGGGUGAUCUCGCUGAUACACGGACGCGAUACUUGGGUUCCCGAGCAGUGAAAUUAUUUAGGAUAAAAAUGCAGGGAAAUCAAGCUGUACUUGCAAUGAGCAGCAGAUCAUGGUUGAGUUAUUAUUAUCAGAAUCGUUUUCAUUUAACACCACUAUCCUAUGAAAGUUUAGAAUUCGCAUCAGGCUUUAGUUCUGAACAAUGCCCCGAAGGAAUUGUUGCUAUUUCGACAAAUACACUUAGAAUUCUUGCCCUCGAAAAGUUAGGUGCGGUGUUCAAUCAAAUUAGUUUUCCAUUGGAAUAUACUCCGAGAAAAUUCGCAAUUCACUCGGACUCUGCACACCUGAUAAUUAUUGAAACGGAACACAAUGCAUAUACAGAAGAAACAAAACAACAGAGAAGAUUGCAAAUGGCAGAAGAAAUGCAAGAAGCUGCGGGAGCAGAAGAGGCUGUAGUAGCAAGAGAAUUAGCGGAGGCUUUUUUAUCCGAGGAACCUAAUGAAGCUGUGUUUGGUGCACCAAGAGCUGGACCAGGCUUAUGGGCAUCGUUAAUAAGGAUAAUCGCUCCCUCAACAGGACAAACAUUUGAAGUUCAUCGACUCGAGCAAAAUUUAGCUGCUUUAUGUUUAAGUCUGGUAAAAUUUGCCAAUCAGGGUGAUCAACUAUUUCUGAUAGUUGGUAUUGCGAAAGAAUUUCAAUUGAAUCCGAGAGUUAGCAGUGGUGGUUUUCUGUAUACGUACAAAGUUAAUAGCGAAUGCACUAAUCUCGAAUUAGUGCACAAAACCACUUUGGACGAAGUACCUUUGGCUAUAUGUCCAUAUCAAGGAAGAGUAUUAGUUGGUGUUGGUAGAAUGUUGCGUUUAUAUGAUAUGGGCAAGAAAAAGUUGUUAAGAAAAUGUGAAAAUAAACAUAUUCCUAAUGCUGUUGUAUCUAUCAAUGCAAUUGGACAAAGAAUUUACGUGAGUGAUGUACAAGAAUCUGUGUAUGCUGUCAGAUAUAAACGUCAAGAAAAUCAACUUAUAGUUUUCGCCGACGAUACACACCCGAGAUGGAUAACUACAACGUGCGUGUUAGAUUAUGAUACUGUAGCUACUGCUGAUAAGUUUGGAAACAUUGCUGUUAUACGUUUAGCAAGUGGAAUUAAUGAUGACGUGGAUGAAGAUCCAACUGGAAAUAAAGCAUUAUGGGAUAGAGGUUUAUUAAAUGGUGCCAGUCAAAAAGCGGAUACAGUUGCUUGUUUUCAUGUUGGCGAAACAGUUAUGUCUCUACAAAAGGCAACCCUUAUUCCUGGUGGUUCUGAAAGUUUAGUGUAUACGACGUUAAGUGGAACAGUUGGUGUUCUUGUUCCUUUUACAAGUCAUGAAGAUCAUGAUUUUUUCCAACAUUUGGAAAUGCAUAUGCGUUCGGAACAUCCCCCACUUUGUGGAAGAGAUCAUUUAUCAUUUAGGUCAUAUUAUUAUCCUAUAAAGAAUGUUAUAGAUGGAGAUCUUUGUGAACAAUUUAAUUCUAUUGAACCUGCAAAACAAAAAAGUAUAUCGAGUGAUCUGGAACGAACAGCUUCUGAAGUAUCGAAAAAACUCGAGGAUAUUCGUACACGAUAUGCUUUCUAAUUUUUUUCUUUUUAUUAUAAUUUAUUACCGAAUUAGUAAGUGUUAUAUUUAACAAAUUUCGCAUUCCGUUUUUACGAAUCCAACAUGUUUUUCAUAAUGAAAAUACGCGCACUGUUUAAUCAUUUGUAAAAGAAAUUAUAUAUACAUUAUUUUUAAUAGGUAGAAAAAAAAUUAAUAAAAAUUUUUAUGCAUAAUGUGUAAUAAAUACGAAUAAUGUUUUAUGUAACAGGUAUGAUAGAAAAAUUUUAAAAAAAGCUUUACUUAAAUUUAAAAAAAAAGUUUACUUAUAGUAAACGAAUAGAUUUUUAAAUUAAAUUGAGUAUGUAAAUUUUUACUUUAUAUAUUUUUUUGUUUCAUUAUAAAACAGUACAGUUGAAAGUUUUAAUCUUUUUGAUAGGAUAAAAUUAUAUAUUCAACUAUCUCUACAAUUCGAUAUGUAUAUCAGAUAUGUGUGCUACAAGUUUUGACGAAACUAUAAAAUAAUGAUUGCAAUGUUGAAAAAUACAUGUUUUUGCCAACAAUAUUUUAUAUUCUGAAAAUAUUAUUCCUAAAAAUUUUUUACAUUCUUAACUUUUUCUUUUUUUUUUUUUUUUUUUUUUAAUCUUAGUGAGUUUUAAAUUUAGUGAGCAAAAAGACUAAACUGGAUACUGAUGUGUAACGAAGAAAAAAACGUAGAAAACAUUUCACUGACCUACUUCAGUAUUAUAUAUAGCAUUUACAUAAAUUUAAAUAUACUGUCUAAACUUAAAUUAUUCACGUUAGACUAUCAUUUUCUUAUACAUUUAAAUUAUUUAAAUAUAAUUAAAUAUUUAGAUUAAAAUUAAAUAUUUUAUGUAAAUAUGUGAAAUUUUUUUUUUAUUUACUUUAAAAAUAAAUUCAAUAUAAAUCGUGUAUUUAUUUAUAAAUUUCAAAAAAUAGAACAAAGUUCUUUCAUUAUUUUCAAUUCCAAGGUUAAAUGUAUCUAUGUAUACUUUCUAUGUAUCACUAUUUUUUUACGAGAAAACUGGGAGCUCAUUUCUUUUUUCCACUAUUAUUUUUUCUUGCAUACAUUCCUUUUUUGACCUAUAAUUCGUCAUCAAUAGCGUUCAAUGUUGUAGUUCGCAUUUUUCUCGAUAAGCUUUGAAGUGCGAAGUUAAUCCGUGUGCCGAAGCGUAUCGAGGGUAACGCAACGAUAUUAUCCCCAUUUAACCUUCAAACUAAUAAGUAGGCUAUAGGAUAUGAAGUUUCGUUUAAAAACAUACCGUUUAAAAAAA